AUGAAAAAAAACAGAGAAAGAUUCUGCAACCGAGAGAGGGAAUUUGUGUAUAAAUUCAAAGUUGGAAGUCAGUGCUUUGAACUGAGGGUACCCCUUAAAUUUCCUGUUCAAGAGAAUGCCAGUCAUUUACAUGGACGUCUAAUGCUGCUGCACAACUUACCAUGCUUUAUAGAAAAAGAGUUAAAGGAAGCUCUGAGCCAGUUUAUCGAAGAAGAAUCCCUCAGAGAUCAUGACAGAGAGGCUGAAGCCGCCCUGGAAGCUGUGAAGUCAGGUGAAGUUGACCUACAUCAGCUGGCAAGCACAUGGGCCAAAGCUUAUGCAGAGACCACGCUAGAGCACGCGAGGCCCGAGGAGCCCAGCUGGGAUGAAGACUUCGCGGAUGUGUACCAUGACCUCAUCCAUUCUCCAGCCUCUGAAACUCUCCUAAACUUGGAACACAACUACUUCGUCAGUAUCUCUGAACUCAUUGGCGAAAGAGACGUGGAGCUGAAAAAGCUACGGGAGAGACAAGGUAUUGAAAUGGAAAAAGUGAUGCAGGAGUUGGGAAAGUCACUGACAGACCAAGAUGUGAACACCCUGGCUGCUCAGCAUUUCGAAUCCCAGCAGGACUUAGAAAAUAAGUGGUCCAAUGAAUUAAAACAAUCGACUGCCAUUCAAAAACAAGAGUAUCAGGAAUGGGUAAUUAAACUUCAUCAAGACCUAAAAAAUCCCAACAACAGCUCCCUCAGCGAGGAAAUUAAAGUUCAGCCGAGUCAGUUCAGAGAAUCCGCUGAAGCAAAUGGAAGGGUUUAUGAGGAACAGAGAAAGUUAGAAGAAAGUUUUACCAUCCACUUAGGGGCCCAGCUGAAGACCAUGCACAACCUGAGGCUGCUGAGAGCAGACAUGCUGGACUUCUGCAAGCACAAGAGGAGCCACCGGAGCGGCGGGAAGCUCCACCGACUGCAGACGGCGCUGUCACUGUACUCCACGUCCCUCUGUGGCCUGGUGUUGCUGGUCGACAAUCGAAUCAAUUCCUACAGUGGCAUUAAGAGAGAUUUCGCCACAGUUUGCCAAGAAUGCACUGACUUUCAUUUCCCCCGGAUUGAAGAGCAGCUGGAGGUUGUCCAGCAGGUCGUACUUUAUGCAAGAACCCAGCGCAGGAGCAAGUUGAAAGAAUCUCAUGAUUCUGGAAGCCGAAAUGGAGGAAGUGAUGAUAAGACUAAAACUGCAGAUAGAAACUAUUUAAAUAUUUUACCUGGAGAAUUUUACAUCACGCGGCACUCUAACCUCUCUGAAAUACAUGUCGCAUUCCACCUUUGUGUGGAUGACAACGUGAAAUCAGGAAACAUCACUGCUCGGGACCCCGCCAUUAUGGGGCUUCGAAACAUCCUCAAGGUUUGCUGUACCCACGACAUCACGACCGUCAGUAUUCCCCUUCUGCUGGUGCACGAUAUGUCAGAGGAAAUGACUAUACCAUGGUGCUUAAGGAGAGCGGAACUUGUGUUUAAGUGUGUCAAAGGUUUCAUGAUGGAAAUGGCCUCGUGGGACGGAGGGAUUUCUAGGACAGUGCAGUUUCUGGUGCCGCAGAGUAUUUCUGAAGAGAUGUUUUACCAACUUAGUAACAUGCUUCCCCAGAUCUUCCGGGUGUCAUCGACACUGACCUUGACCUCCAAGCACUGAGCCCCCACAGAUCAACACGCUGAAGAAGAUGCUGGGAUCCUGUCAAGAUGCCCAGAAAGAGAACUUGCCACCCAAGGCACAAAUCCCAUCAUGAUAAACGUCUGCUAAACAUUCCAAAAACCCAUAUGUUGUACAGACUGGUG
Messenger RNA from Budorcas taxicolor (takin), 1802 nucleotides. It is a transcript of the gene FERRY3, whose product is annotated as chromosome 5 C12orf4 homolog. The transcript has 13 exons. Lineage: Eukaryota; Metazoa; Chordata; Mammalia; Artiodactyla; Bovidae. Gene Ontology annotation, cellular component: cytoplasm. Gene Ontology annotation, biological process: regulation of mast cell degranulation. The record is from RefSeq and is a predicted model, not a curated record. The coding region runs from base 1 to 1659 and encodes 552 amino acids.